This is a messenger RNA of Psilocybe cubensis, 393 nucleotides long. RefSeq lists its product as uncharacterized. NCBI's taxonomy places the organism in Eukaryota, Fungi, Basidiomycota, Agaricomycetes, Agaricales, Agrocybaceae. The record is from RefSeq and is a predicted model, not a curated record. The transcript is spliced from 2 exons. Gene Ontology annotation, molecular function: structural constituent of cell wall. Gene Ontology annotation, cellular component: fungal-type cell wall. The coding region runs from base 1 to 393 and encodes 130 amino acids.
AUGCAGUUGAAACUCUCAGUUGCGACUUUUGUUUUCGCCACCCUUGCGGCCGCCACCCCAACCCGUCGAAACGAGCCAGCGAGCCAGUGCAAUACUGGCGGCCUCCAGUGCUGCGACAGCCUCACCACCGCUAACAGCUCUGCCGCGUCAAAGAUUAUCUCGCUCUUAGGCAUCGUUGUCCAGGACGUUACCGCCACAGUUGGCCUUACUUGCUCCCCAAUUAGCGUCAUUGGCCUCGGUGGAGAUUCAUGGUAUACUCCUUCAUAUAUGUUAUGUAGCGAUCUAAAUUCUGAGCUGUUCUUCUCUAGCACCGCUCAACCCGUCUGCUGCCAGGACAAUUCCUUCCAUGGCCUCAUCGCUCUUGGUUGCACUCCAGUUGACCUAAAUCUUUGA